Molecule: messenger RNA, 1526 nt
Organism: Pyricularia grisea
Lineage: Eukaryota; Fungi; Ascomycota; Sordariomycetes; Magnaporthales; Pyriculariaceae
Exons: 9
Coding region: 1-1494 (497 amino acids)
Biological process (GO): transmembrane transport
Cellular component (GO): membrane
Molecular function (GO): transmembrane transporter activity
Source: RefSeq, a predicted model, not a curated record
AUGGGUCUUUUCGACAAGUUAGCGUUUGCAAAGCGCCAUGAGCGGACACCAGAAGAGCGCGCCUACGUGCGGAAGCUCGACAUCUUCCUGAUGACCUUUGGAUGCAUAUCGCAGAUCAUGAAAUAUCUGGACCAGAGCAGUAUCAAUAAUGCCUACGUAUCGGGGAUGAAGGAAGAUCUCCAGCUCUAUGGCGAUGAGUUGAACUACUUCACCACGUUCUUCCUACUGGGCAACCUUGUCAUGGUUAUUCCCUCUCAGAUCGCCUUGACAUACAUCCCACCCAACUGGUGGCUUCCGGGUCUCGAGAUAUCCUGGGGCAUCCUGACGGGUCUGUUCGCCGUGACCAAGAACGCGCGCGAGGUCUAUGCGCUGCGUUUCUUUCUCGGAAUGUGUGAGAGCAGCGCUUGGCCGGGAAUGAUGACCAUGAUGAUCUAUUGGUAUACUCCAAGUGAGAUUGCGAAACGUAUGGGCAUCUACCAGUGUUCCCAGGCGGUUGGUUCCAUGAUGUCGGGUGCCCUGGCGAUCUCUGUCGUCCACACCAUGGAUGUGGAGUGCCUCAUGACUCUCGUCGUCGGCUUUGUUGGAUUCUUCAUGGUCCCCGGCCUGCCGCACAAGCCCAACCCCUGGGCCUUUUGGUUCAAGAAGAACGACGCAAAGCUGGCCAUGAAGCGUCUCCACCGCCACGGCAAGCAGGAGCCCGUAAAGAUCACGCUCAAGACGGUCAAGCGGUCGCUGGCCUCGCCCAUCUUCUACGUCCUCGUGCCGCUAUCCAUGGGCGCAAACAUGGCCAACUACGGCAUGUUCUACUUUGGCAUCUUCCUCAAGUCGCUCAAGAACGCCGAUGGCACCCCGAGGUGGAACGUGACCCAGGUGAACGGUAUUCCUAUCGGCGGUGGUGGAGUCUCUAUCGUUUCUCUGCUGAUUUUGACCAACCUCUCUGACCUUUUCCAGUCGCGCUGGACAAUCUUCAUGGCUCAGGCCAUCAUCGGCCUGUUCGCCACCAUAUACAUGACGGUGUGGACGGCCCACCCGGACAGAACGCCUAUUGGUGGUGCCUACGCUAGCUACUUCAUGCUCUACAUGACCAUUGGUGUCAGUUUAAUUGUUAUGGCAUGGCUGUCGGAUCUUCUCCCACACGACCCGGACUCCGUCACCUUCAUCAUCGGCGCGACCGUGGCACUCAACCUUGCCAUCCUAUCCUGGGCACAGGCGUUGAUGUGGCCCGCAUCGAAAGCUCCUUACUACGUGCACGGUUGGGGAUCUUCAACCGGCAUCUGGCUGUUCUGCAUACUCAUGGUCGCCGCCGUCUUGUACGUCGACCGCAAAUACCUCAGGGCGAAGCGACAGGCGUUCCACGAGACGCUCAACAACACCCACGUCGAGGAGAGCGACAAGGUGGACUCCCCGACGAGCUAUCAGAGCGAGACAGAUUUCGAGCUGGCCGACAAGGACACUGCUAUUCCCAAGGCGGUAGAGAUUAAGCAGACUGUUUGAAUAAACACGAAAGAGAAAAUGAAAGAGGGGGG